CUCCACUUCCCUCCCUUUUAUCUAACUCCCAUCUAACAGCCAUGUGCGACGUCAGCAACCCCGCGAUCUCUGCUGCUGUGGAUGAUGUCAAGUCGGACGGCUCGGCCACCAACUGGCUUGCGCUCGGCUACGAGUCCAAGAAGAAGCUGCAGGUUGACGCCACCGGCGAGGGCGGGUACGACGAGCUCAUGGCCUUCCUCACCGACGACAAGAUCACGUACGCCCUGCUGCGGCUGACCGACGGCGACCAGGAGUCGCAGCGGAUCAAGUUUGUGGCCAUCACUUGGGUCGGCCAGAACGUUGGUGGCAUGGCCCGCGGUCGGGUCACCGUCCACAAGCCCUCGGUCACCGAGGCCUUUGGCCAGUUCCACAUCGAGCUCCGCGCUGAGGAGAAGAACGAGUGCUCGGAGAAGAUCAUCCGCGCCAAGCUCAAGAAGGCCGGCGGCGCCGACUACGACACCGGCUCCAACAAGGGCGGCUACAAGUCGUCGGGAGGCUCGAUCAAGAAGCGUGCGCUUGAGAACUACUCCAAGAAAGAGGCCGAGGGCAACAUCGGCCCGGUUGUCUACGAGACCAAGGCCCUGCCCAAGACCACUCCUGUCGAUCUCUCCGGCCGCCCCAUGGUUGCCCCGCCUUCCGAGGCCCGCAAGAACACCAAGGACACAAUCCUUGACCGCUCCAAGUUUGAGGGCCAGGCCGAUCUGGGGACGACGACGACGACGACGACGACGACGUCCGCUGCUGCCGCCCCCGAGCCGCAGCCGGAGGCCGAGGCCGAGCCAGAGGCUGAGGUUGAGGCCGAGGUUGAGGCCGAGGCUGAGGCCGAGGCUGAGGCCGAGGCUGAGGCCGAGGUUGAGGUUGAGGCUGAGGCUGAGGUCGAGGCUGAGGCCGAGGUUGAGGCUGACGCUGAGGCCGCCGAUGGUGAGGAGAAUGCCGAGGAGGCAGACGAGUAG
Messenger RNA from Thecamonas trahens ATCC 50062, 953 nucleotides. Its product is annotated as cofilin/tropomyosin-type actin-binding protein. NCBI's taxonomy places the organism in Eukaryota, Apusomonadida, Apusomonadidae. The record is from RefSeq and is a predicted model, not a curated record. Gene Ontology annotation, molecular function: actin filament binding. The transcript has 2 exons. Bases 42 to 953 code for a protein of 303 amino acids. Gene Ontology annotation, cellular component: site of polarized growth; cortical actin cytoskeleton; plasma membrane. Gene Ontology annotation, biological process: regulation of actin filament polymerization.